UGUGGGAGGGUACAGAGCCCUGGCUCCAGAGGCGAGGCAGGACAGGGUGCAGGGGUCUUGAGCCAGCGCGCCGGGUGCCCCAGCAUUCCCGGCAGCAGGCGGUCCAGCCAGGUGGGAUGCUGAGGCUGCUGCUGCUGUGGCUCUGGGGGCCUCUCGGUGCCCUGGCCCAGGGCGCCCCCGCGGGGACCGCGCCGACCGAGGACGUGGUAGACUUGGAGUUUUACACCAAGCGGCCGCUCCAAAGCGUGAGUCCCUCGUUCCUGUCCAUCACCAUCGACGCCAGCCUGGCCACCGACCCGCGCUUCCUCACCUUCCUGGGCUCUCCACGACUCCGUGCUCUGGCUAGAGGCUUAUCUCCUGCAUACUUGAGAUUUGGCGGCACAAAGACUGACUUCCUUAUUUUUGAUCCCGACAAGGAACCGACCUCCGAAGAAAGAAGUUACUGGAAAUCUCAAGUCAACCAUGAUAUUUGCAGGUCUGAGCCGGUCUCCGAUGACGUGUUGAGGAAACUCCAGGUGGAAUGGCCCUUCCAGGAGCUGUUGCUGCUCCGAGAGCAGUACCAAAAGGAGUUCAAGAACAGCACCUACUCAAGAAGCUCAGUGGACAUGCUCUACAGUUUUGCCAAGUGCUCGAGGUUAGACCUGAUCUUUGGUCUAAAUGCAUUACUACGAACCCCAGACUUACGGUGGAACAGCUCCAACGCCCAGCUUCUCCUCGACUACUGCUCUUCCAAGGGUUAUAACAUCUCCUGGGAACUGGGCAAUGAGCCCAACAGUUUCUGGAAGAAAGCUCACAUUCUCGUUGAUGGGUUGCAGUUAGGAGAAGACUUUGUGGAGUUGCGUAAACUUCUACAAAGGUCAGCUUUCCAAAAUGCAAAACUCUAUGGUCCUGAUAUCGGACAGCCUCGAGGGAAGACAGUUAAACUGCUGAGAAGUUUCCUGAAGGCUGGUGGAGAAGUGAUCGACUCUCUUACAUGGCAUCACUAUUACUUGAAUGGACGUGUUGCUACCAAAGAAGAUUUUCUGAGCUCUGAUGUGCUGGACACUUUUAUUCUAUCUGUGCAAAAAAUUCUUAAGGUCACUAAGGAGAUCACACCUGGCAAGAAGGUCUGGUUGGGAGAGACGAGCUCUGCCUACGGCGGCGGUGCGCCCUUGCUGUCCAACACCUUUGCAGCUGGCUUUAUGUGGCUGGAUAAAUUGGGCCUGUCAGCCCAGAUGGGCAUAGAAGUCGUGAUGAGGCAGGUGUUCUUCGGAGCAGGCAACUACCACUUGGUGGAUGAAAACUUCGAGCCCUUACCUGAUUACUGGCUCUCUCUCCUGUUCAAGAAACUGGUAGGUCCCAGGGUGUUACUGUCACGAGUGAAAGGCCCAGACAGGAGGGAACUCCGAGUGUACCUGCACUGCACCAACGCCUAUCACCCACGAUAUCAGGAAGGAGAUCUAACUCUGUAUGUCCUGAACCUCCAUAAUGUCACCAAGCACUUGAAGGUACCGUCUCCGUUGUUCAGGAAACCGGUGGAUACGUACCUUCUGAAGCCUUUGGGACCAGACGGAUUACUUUCCAAAUCUGUCCAACUGAACGGUCGAACUCUGAAGAUGGUGGACGAGCAGACCCUGCCAGCUUUGACAGAAAAACCUCUCCCCGCAGGAAGCACACUAAGCGUGCCUGCCUUUUCCUAUGGGUUUUUUGUCAUAAGAAAUGCCAAAAUCGCUGCUUGUAUAUGAAAAUAAAAGGCAUGCAAGUACCCCUGAGACCAAAGCCGACGGGGGUGUCAUUCAUAAAACAAAACCCUAGCUUUAGGAGGCCGCCUCCAGAGCCUCAGAAGGGCGGGGCACACUUCAGUAUUACAUCCAGUGUGGUCUCCUCUAAGAAUACUGCAGGUGGUGACAGUUAAUGGCACUGUGUGGCAAAUGAUACUUAGCCCUUUGCAUGCACUAUUUUAGGGGUUGUUAAAAAAACGUAUAGGAAUGCCUCCAUUAUGACCAAGAGGAAAAUAAGUGGAGGAUAUGCCUGAUUUUUUUUUUUUAAAAAGGCUUUGUUUGUUUUUAUUUUAUUGUUAUUAUUUUGGUAAGAAGAUUGUCAAGUAGGACCUUCAGAAGCCUUUCUCUAGCUCCAGCGGGGGAAGGCGCAUUGCGGUAGCGCCACACUGGCUGUAAAAAAGACACCUGCUCACACUCUGAGAGGAACUAAAACAGAGAAACAGCCCCUGUGCCUCUUCGUUCUUCACGAGUCUGGGAAAGGACACAUGGCUGGGUGGAGUAGUCCUAAACAAAGACAAACGAAAGACCAGUCACAGCCGAGAGGGAAGGGAUGCCUCCGGUUUGGAAAUGACUGUAAAGGAGCCGGUUGGCUGAUUGGAAGACGUUUCCGGAAACACCUGACGUCAUCACCCUCCAUCAGUGUUUACUUUUUCUACACCAGUAGUUGUUGCUUUGCUUGGGAAGCUUUGGCCUGUGAGGAGCAGAAGCCUCUAAAUGAGGACGUUGAUAACCCCACAUAAGGAGUUGUUGAAGUGAGGUAGGGUCCGACAGCUGAGCACUCCUGCAGGGGUCCAUCUUCUAUCUCCCUCUCUGUCCUGAUGUCUGUAGUGCUGGCUCCUGUCUUGGCCUGGGCACGUGAUGGCUACAACUGGUCUAUAGAUUUAUUGAGAUCCGGCAGCAACCAGAGGAGGAAGAUGAGUGGUUUCUUACCAACCUGAAGAGUUCUUUCUUGGAAGUUAUCUUAGCAAGCCUUUCCUCAAGUCUUACAAGCAAGGAAUAAGUGUCUGUGGUCAUUUCUCGUCACCAUCCAUGAGUAGCAAUGCCUACAACUGUCUUCAAGCAAUACUCCCUGGGGCAGAGAGGUUUGGUGGAGUCCACAGCACUGGACACUUGCUUUUGAUUAAGUAACAAAAUGUAAUUCUCCCCCCACCCCAGGAUUUUAAUCCUAAGGAUUACAGUUCUGUAUGUUUGCCUGCUAGGAAUAUUAUCUCCACUGAAUUUAGUACAUUGUUGAAGCUAGAACCUAAAGUUUGUACGCUUCAAUACUCUCCAUUUUUAUGCAACUAAGUUUUUAUACUUCCACAUUUGAAAUAAACUAAUUUUAUAGCCUCA
Molecule: messenger RNA, 3092 nt
Organism: Mus pahari (shrew mouse)
Lineage: Eukaryota; Metazoa; Chordata; Mammalia; Rodentia; Muridae
Gene: Hpse
Product: heparanase
Exons: 12
Coding region: 117-1724 (535 amino acids)
Cellular component (GO): extracellular matrix; membrane
Molecular function (GO): hydrolase activity, acting on glycosyl bonds
Source: RefSeq, a predicted model, not a curated record